Molecule: messenger RNA, 954 nt
Organism: Acanthopagrus latus (yellowfin seabream)
Lineage: Eukaryota; Metazoa; Chordata; Actinopteri; Spariformes; Sparidae
Product: ependymin-1-like
Exons: 6
Coding region: 83-724 (213 amino acids)
Biological process (GO): cell-matrix adhesion
Cellular component (GO): extracellular region; lysosome
Molecular function (GO): calcium ion binding
Source: RefSeq, a predicted model, not a curated record
UGUGUUUAUAAGGAAGUGCCUCCACUCUCCAGCACCAGAGGGUUUGUUGCUGCUUGAGAUCGGGAGCGUGGAAGCCUAAAACAUGAAAGUCUUAGCGGCAUUAGCUUGCAUUCUGGCAUGCUGCCUGGCCCAGGCACCUCACCCAUGCAAAAUGCCUCCUCUUCUGACCGGGGCCCUCACCAUAUCCACACAGACUCAGAAGCUGUGGGCCUACGCCAAUUAUGAGUAUGAUGCAUUCGGAAGGCGCCUGCGACUCACCGAGAUGGGCAACUACGAGAAUAAGACGUUCACCAUCGAUUAUCUUCUACACUACAGAGAGGCUGCCAUUUAUGAGAUUGACACCAAAACUCGGACAUGCAAGAAAAUGCCUCUGAAAGAUGACUUCCAGCCGUGGCAAAUCCCCGAAAAUUCAUCCCUGGUGGGCCAGGCUGUUGUGGGCAGCUCCUCUGGACCUGGACAGGGACUUCUGGUCAACACUUGGAUAUCAAUUGCGCCACAAGGAAAGUACAUCAGCACAGUCACUGAAUUCGGAUGCAUUCCUGUCAACACAGUGUUCCACGAUGGCCAGCUUGGAUGGACGGUGACAAGCUUCUUCAACAACGUCAUUGGGAUCACAGACCCCAACAAGCUCAACCUUCCAGACUUUUGCCAGGGUGCAGAGAUCGAGACCGGCAGUGAAGACGAGCCAGACAGCUUCCUCAAGUUGUUCCAUAAAAAGCAGUGAGGGCCUCCUUUAGCUUAUGCUCCAGCAAGUUGCGCUACAGAAUCAUAGCUUUGUCAUGUUCUGUGUGUCACCUUUAUUCCUGCUAAGAGCAUCAUUUCAAGCAUCCUGGACUUUGCAUCUCAGGCGAAAAAGUUGCACCUACAAUUUUUGUGUUGGCAAUAGAUUAAAAACAUCUUCUGUUUUCUGUUUGUCAUGUUCAUCAAUAAAAAUCCAAGAAUACUAAACAAAUG